This is a messenger RNA of Toxorhynchites rutilus septentrionalis, 3418 nucleotides long. It is a transcript of the gene Delta, whose product is annotated as neurogenic locus protein delta. Gene Ontology annotation, biological process: Notch signaling pathway; cell communication; multicellular organism development. The coding region runs from base 672 to 3149 and encodes 825 amino acids. NCBI's taxonomy places the organism in Eukaryota, Metazoa, Arthropoda, Insecta, Diptera, Culicidae. Gene Ontology annotation, molecular function: calcium ion binding. The transcript has 6 exons. The record is from RefSeq and is a predicted model, not a curated record. Gene Ontology annotation, cellular component: membrane.
GAAGUAGUAAAUUAUGCUGGAAAGAAAGCUACCGGAGCAGACGGAACACACUGUGUCAGCGGCUUCUCGCAUUAGUCUUGAAGAACACGUUGCGCGGUGAGGAUUUACUUUUUCUUGUUUGUAUAGUGCUGAGACAAAAAUCAGUGAAUCAGUGAAUGUACAUGACCUUCUCAGUGGAUGGAAAAACUCCCACGGAACACGAAUGCUAUGCUGUUGUUUAUAAGCAAAUGAAAGGAUACUGUGAUUCAAUAAUAAUUUGCAUGCGGAAUGCAUUAACCGGUCACCGCGAAGCCGGCAAGGAAGCAACAAGCAGUGAUAAUAAUAGUGAAUAAUUGUGAAUAUACGUCGGGAAUACUGGCACAAAAUUAUACAGACGAAAGGCCAGUUUUUGUUGAAGCAAAAUGAAAUAUAACAAUUUUUUUAUCAUGACCCAAUAAAAGUGAAGCGGUAUUUUAGUGUUUAGCAAAUCGUGAAUUGUGCAACAAGCAAUGUUACCGAAAAUCAAAAGAAAGUACAGAUGAACGUUUCAAGUUCGUUUUCCUACAAAUGAGAAAACCAAGGCUGCCAUUUUUUGGUACCCUUCAACAGUUUUAAGCAUAAUCUGCCACUGACUACCAAACUGACUAUUCAGUUAUCAUAUUACUCAGCAGUAUCAUCAAUACAAAAGCAUAAUGAACAGGAUUUACUUUUUUUCUGUCGUAUGCUUAGCUUCAAUGAUUUUAAUAAAAGAGAUUGAAUGCUCUGGACUGUUUGAGCUAAAGCUGAAAUACUUCAAAAACGAACGAGGGGUGGACAACGAGGGAGCUUGCUGUACUGGCCGUUCCGAUUCAGAAGGUAACUGUAUUGGGGCGUGUAGAACAAGAUUUCGUGCGUGCUUGAAACAUUACCAAGCCAAAAUUGAUACUUCUUCGCCAUGCACGUUCGGGGAUGUUAUAACAUCGGUUCUGGAAGGAAACUCACUUAAUUUAACCGAAAAAAGUAUACAAGAAGGAUUCGAAAAUCCGAUACGGUUUCCAUUUGGAUUUGGUUGGCCGGGUACAUUCACACUAAUCGUCGAAGCAUGGCUUGAUACUAAUGAAACGAUAUCGAGAUCACCCGGUGUAUUAAUAUCGCGCCUCUCAAUUCAACGAGUUUUGGAAGUGUCUACAGAAUGGGCCGAAGACAGCUACAACUCAUCACACACGAUGUUGCAGUACGCAUUUCGAGUAACAUGUGAUGCGUCGUACUACGGAGCGGGCUGUGCUAAUCUUUGUCGGAAACGUGACGACCAAUUUGGCCACUAUACCUGUUCACCAACCGGUGAGCGUGUCUGUCUAUCCGGCUGGCAGGGGGAUUAUUGUACGACUCCUCGAUGCACUCCGGGAUGCGAUGAAUUACAUGGCCACUGCAACAAACCAAACGAAUGCAUAUGUCAAUCAGGAUGGAAAGGAUCUUUAUGUAACGAGUGCGAGCCAUAUCCAGGUUGUAUGCAUGGAACCUGCAAGAAGCCCUGGGAAUGUCUUUGUAAUGAGGGAUGGGGCGGCCUGUUUUGCAACCAAGACUUAAACUUCUGCACUAAUCACAAACCAUGUCAUAACGAAGGAAUAUGUUUCAAUACCGGCCAGGGCUCAUACACGUGCGAAUGUCCUCCUGGUUAUACUGGUACAGAUUGCGAAACUCGUAUCAGCGAUUGUGCUGCUACACCUUGUUAUAAUGGAGGUAUAUGUCACGAUGAAAAAGGCGUUCAUGGCGGGUAUAGAUGUGAGUGCCAGAAAGGAUGGAUUGGAACUCAUUGUGAAAAAGAGACAAUCACAUGUGCCGAGAAGCCGUGUGUGCAUGGAACCUGCAUUGAUACCAACUUAGGAUUCAAAUGCGAAUGUCCCACCCGUUACAGUGGCACAACAUGUGAGACGCAAAUUGACGAAUGUAAACCGGAUCCAUGUGAAAAUGGUGGUAUAUGCUCCAGCAAUACGGAUACAUUUCAAUGUCGGUGCCUUAGUGGAUACAGCGGUAACAAAUGCGAAAUCAAUAUAGAUGAUUGCAAAGGCAAUCCUUGCGAAAAUGGUGGAUCUUGCAUCGACAUGGUUAAUCAAUUCAGAUGCCAGUGCGUUCCAGGAUUCAUUGGAUCAUUGUGUGAAAAUAAAGUUGACUUAUGUUUAACGAAACCAUGUGCAAACGGUGGUAUGUGCACGAAUCUCAACAACGACUACAGCUGUGAAUGCAAACCAGGUUUCACGGGGAAAGAUUGCAGUAUUGAUGUUGAUGAAUGUAGUUCAUCACCUUGCAAAAAUAGUGGCACCUGUGUGAAUCGCGUUAACAGUUUCCAAUGCGUUUGCGCAGGUGGUUUCAGAGGAUCUACAUGCGAAGAAGAAGCAUUGUCGACCACAUGGGAUUCCGCUACAGGAAGCAUCUCAGCGCAUAUAGCAGGAGGAUUCCACGACGCACAUAGUGGAAGAAGCGAUGGACUAAGCAAUGGUCAAAUUGUAUUGAUAGCUAUAUUUUCGGUUGCGACGCCGUUGGCUGCAUUUAUUGCCACAGCUGUUGUGAUUUGCAUGAAACGUAAACGUCGAAGAGAACAAGAAAAAGAUGAUGCAGAGGCGCGUAAGCAAAAUGAACAAAAUGCUUCACACAUGACACAACAUCAUAUCAAUUCGGUGUCCUCUUCGAAAAGAAGCAGCAAUAGCGCGUUAACAAAUUUAGAUACCUCUCACCAUAUGAUUAAAAAUACGUGGGACAAAAGUGUGAACAACAUGUCCACAUCAGUGAGUAUGGACGAAGGAUGUUUGAUGAAUAGUAGUUUAUAUGGUGGGAUACCUGGUGGAUACAGUGAAACUAAUCCCGCAGGUAAUGAGCAAUGCUAUCAGGCAAAUGCUAUUCCUACCACCUUACAACGUGCCAAAUCUCAAAAGCAGCUCAACACCGAUCCUGUGGUAAUGCAUCGAGCUUCACAGAUGAUCACUGGAGGAGGUCAAACUUUAUCACAAUCAUCAGCGGGGUCAGCGGUAACUUCUGCUCCAGCUACCUCAUCAACUAUGGCACAAACAUCUAAAGAGCAAAUUUUAGAUAAGCGGAUAUCUGUUCUUUCCGAUGUUAGUAUAUGCAAUACUCGAUGGAGUACUGCUUCUCAUAACCGACAAAUUGUCGGGCCAUGUAGUCCACCGCACGUUUAGGGUUGAUAUUCUUUUAAUGUUUAAUAUUAUUUUUGUAAGUGAUCUCCUUUCUGCCGAUGAAAUAUGUCUAAAUCGUAUUUAUGAAAUAAUCCAAAUUUAAAUUAUUUUCAAUAGGUCAUAUUUCAUGAGAUGGCAAAUUUCGAACAACGCAAAUGAUGAAUUAUUCAAUCUAUUCAGAUUCCAAGUGUACGCCAGAGACUAUAGUUUUAAUAAUUUAUUCAUCUUUUUGGCUUGUUGUAUUCAUUGUAUAAAGCGACUAAUGAAUUUAA